CUUCAUUAGUUGUCGAAUCUUCAAAGAAAGAAGUUCUGAGUUUUCUUGCUCUUUAAGCCAAAUAUUAAUUCUCAUUGUGCUGAUGAUGAUGUCAGUGACGUCAAUAAGGUGUUUAGUGAUUGUUUUUGCUACAAUUUUAAAAAUAACCAAAGCACAAAUACCCGGCAUUGGUGGAUGUCCAAAUGUUCAUGUCGUGCAAAAUUUCGAUUUGCAUCGUUACCUUGGACUUUGGUAUGAAGUGAAAAAGUAUCCAUUCAUAUUUACACUUGGUGGCAAAUGUAUCACGGCUGAGUAUGGAUUAAAUGCUAAUGGAACAGUUUCAGUCUUCAACAAACAGAUUAGAAAUGGGAGAGAAGAAACGAUUCUUGGUUCUGCUAGAAUAAUUCGAUCCGGUGUUUUAGGCGUAACAUUUUCGAAUGUUCCAUUUCAAACGGAAGCAAACUAUAAUGUUUUAGAUACCGACUAUCAAAGUUAUGCUGUCGUUUACUCUUGUAAUAGUUUCCUGAGUCUUGUUAAUGGGAGAAUUGUUUGGAUAUUAACACGAACAAGAUUUCCUUCACAAGCAGUUAUCGAUAAAGCAUAUCAAGUGAUGAGAUCGAACGGCUUAUCAACGUCAUAUUUGGCGUCUACUGACAACACCGAUUGUCCCGAUGAACUGCCAAAUGGUAUUGAUAGCUUUCGCUAUUAAUACCGCAAUUUGGAUGAGAAGAAUCUCACGUUUUAUCCUUGAAAUCGUAUAACGAGUGAGUGGGUGUAUGUAAUAAAUUGUAUAUAUCGAAUAAAUAUUCUUUAUUAAUCAUCAAAUAAAAAUAGAACUUUAUAUUUGGACCUUAGCAACUGAAAAUGUGACCAUUUUUGUAUAGCAAAUUUCAUGUACAUGCAAAUGUUAACAGUAAACUUAUUAAGCCAUUAAAUCAAAUGAAUGCAAACUGUUAAAUGACUAAUUUAUGUGUUUGAAUCGACACUCAAUAGAACUUCUAUCUAGUAGUUAAAUUAGAGUAAUUUCCACUAACCCCGAAUAAUUUUUUUUGGGUGUUUAAAAAAGAUUUUA
Clunio marinus is the source of this 1051-nucleotide messenger RNA. NCBI's taxonomy places the organism in Eukaryota, Metazoa, Arthropoda, Insecta, Diptera, Chironomidae. The record is from the annotation of a GenBank genome assembly.